Molecule: messenger RNA, 2420 nt
Organism: Durotheca rogersii
Lineage: Eukaryota; Fungi; Ascomycota; Sordariomycetes; Xylariales; Xylariaceae
Exons: 2
Coding region: 296-2251 (651 amino acids)
Biological process (GO): SRP-dependent cotranslational protein targeting to membrane
Cellular component (GO): signal recognition particle, endoplasmic reticulum targeting
Molecular function (GO): protein binding; 7S RNA binding; ribosome binding
Source: RefSeq, a predicted model, not a curated record
AUCUUUAGCUGUUAAUUUAUACCUAUUUGAUUAGGUUAAAAAUACGCUGUUUAAGUUGGCCACUUUUGUUAUUUUUAGUGUGGUGAAAGUUGGCCUGAGGGGUGUGUGUGGCCAGUGGUCCCGUGAGAGACAGCAUGUGGCACUAUCUCCCUAGGUAGCUUACAACUGAGACUUGGUACACCUCUCACUCACUUUCGCCAACCCGAAUCCUACGUACGAUCAUUCAUCGCAACAAAAUCACACGCCGUGAGUGAUUAGUAUCUCUCCUGCUUGGGCCCCGUGGGCUGGUUAGGCUAUGGAAAAUUCCACGGCCACCCUGGCCUCGCUUCUGCGAGCCUCCACUAUCCAAGACCACAACGAGAUCCUGAAAGCCGCCAAUGCUGUUAUCAGGGCCUCCAAGCAGGACGUCAAUGCGCAACGUACCCGGGUGGUUGCCCUUUUAAAACUCGAUCGCUUCGAUGAUGCCCUUCGAGCCAUAGAUGAGGGGGGGCAUGUCUUAGCGAAAAAAUGCCUAUUCGAGAAGUCGUACGCUCUCUACAAGUCGGGACGGCUAGACGAUGCGGAAAAGGCGGUGCAGACGGAGUCGACGUCCGCGGUGUCAUCUCGUGCCGUCCACCAUCUCACUGCCCAGAUUGCAUACCGCGCAGAGAAAUUCGCGGAGGCUAUAGAUGCCUACCGCCAUCUGUCGCGAGACCCCCGCUGUGGCCUGGCCGGAGAGGAGAACGACCUGAGGAUCAAUAUUCUAGCUACGGCCGCCCUGCUUGAAUGGAAUGGCCUUGCCCACAAGCUUGAAGAGCAGGAACGACGGCCGUCUCGUGACCACCUCGAGGCCUUUGAAACAUCCUAUAAUGCUGCGUGCUGUUGUAUCGCGAGGAGCGACUUCGCUAGUGCGUCUAUUUUUCUGAAACGUGCGCAAGAUCUAUGUGAGGCCAGCGAGGACCUGUCCACAGAUGAGAAAAAGGUUGAGCUGCUACCGAUCAUGGUUCAGCACGCGUAUGCCCUCGCGAGGCUGGGCAGAGGCGAUGAAGCAUCGACCUUGCAUCGGUCCAUCGUGCCGUCUGAGAUCUCGGAGGCGCCGACGAGGGUGAUUGCGCAGAAUAACCAAGUUGCAAUACACACCGUGGGCCGAAACCCUUUCCUUACACAGCGCCUUCUCCGCUCGGUUACGAGCCUUUCUCACGGCGAAAGACUGUUCCAAUACCAGGCAUCCGUUCUGCGACGAAAUCAAUACACCUUAGAUCUCCAGGUGCAAAAGUUCAAGGGCGUCGAGUCUUCUGCCUCAAAAACUAUCCUUCGGAGCCCACCCCCUACUAUGCUAAUGGAAACGGCGGGCCUAGGAGUUAUCGGCGCAGCGGCCCAUGUUCGCAUGCAAACCGGAGCAGACGUUCUUGAGGAGCUUCUGCCCCUUGUAGACAAACGUCCAACGGAUGUCGGGCUUCUUUUAACUAUAGUUCAGCUGUACUCCCGAAACAAAAACACUGGACCGGCGCUGAGCCUUUUGGAAGCCUUCCUCAACCGCAUUGAGGAACUGUCGAUCCCCGGCUGUGAAGAUUUGAGAUUCGCACCUGGCCUCGUUGCCGUGGUUGUAGCGCUUUAUCGGGCGCGCGGGCGGCAACAUUCUAUUCGUACUGAGUUGAGGAGAGCUUGCACUCACUGGCGUUCAAGAUCACCAGAAUCUGCCGCGUCACUAUUACGAGAGGCUGGGAAACAGUUGCUCAAAUCUUCCGAUCCCGCCGAUAUUGCUUCUGCUGGAGAAGCAUUCGACACCCUGGUGGAAAAGUCUGAAAAGGACAGGGUCGCAGUCACGGGGCUCGUAGCCUCUUUCGCAAACCGCGAUUAUACUAAGAUCGAGCCGUACCUUAGAAGCCUCACUCUCGUCGAGAAACUGGUUGGCGGGAGCGAUAUCCAGAGGCUCGUUGCUGGCGGUGUCGCUUCCUUCCCAGCGCCCUCAGGCAAGAGGCCAGCGCAGAGAGGGCUAGAAAGGCCAGCGAAGCGCCGGCGGAAGAAGCGACUACCUAAGAAUUACGAAGAGGGUAGCCAACCUGACCCGGAACGGUGGCUCCCUCUUCGUGACCGCAGCACGUAUCGACCCAAAGGAAAGAAAGGCCGAAAACGGGCCCAGGAACUGACUCAGGGCGGUGUGGUUAGGGAAGAGGAAACGCUUGAGCUAGUUGGUGGCGCUGGUGCUGUCAAGGUGGAAAAGGCGGCCGGCGUCCAGGGAGGAAAGAAAAAGAAGGGGGGGAAGAGAUAAAAAGGCUGGGGUUUAAGCGCACGCAAUCGGAUGCAUUAGAAUCGUGUACGGGACUUGGUUAAGUCCUAGGAGUGGACGAAUUCUACUAGAACCCAUGGAUAUACAACGACUACCGCGACAUCUUUACACCUCUAGAAGUACUUCAUACUCUCAGGCCGAUCCGGGUUAU